Messenger RNA from Protopterus annectens (West African lungfish), 3309 nucleotides. It is a transcript of the gene PIAS1, whose product is annotated as protein inhibitor of activated STAT 1. The record is from RefSeq and is a predicted model, not a curated record. Gene Ontology annotation, biological process: protein sumoylation; regulation of transcription by RNA polymerase II. The transcript has 14 exons. Gene Ontology annotation, molecular function: transcription coregulator activity; zinc ion binding; SUMO ligase activity. NCBI's taxonomy places the organism in Eukaryota, Metazoa, Chordata, Ceratodontiformes, Protopteridae. The coding region runs from base 39 to 2003 and encodes 654 amino acids.
CCGGGAGUUUUUUUCACGCCUGCGCUUAAAGUGUCAAGAUGGCGGAUAGUGCGGAACUGAAGCAAAUGCUUUUGAGCCUUAGAGUUUCAGAACUCCAAGUACUUCUGGGUUACGCUGGACGGAAUAAGCAUGGACGCAAACAUGAACUUCUAACUAAAGCACUACAUUUGUUAAAAGCAGGCUGCAGCCCAGCAGUACAAAUGAAAAUUAAAGAACUAUACAGACGAAGGUUCCCACAGAAAAUUAUGACAUCUGCAGACCUCUCAGUUUCAAGUGUUCACUCAACAACAGGCUCUAUGUCAAGUAGUUUGUCAUCUGCUAUUUCACAGCUAAGUUAUGAUGGACAUUCGCCAACGUCACCACUGCUCUCUCUUCCUCUCCUGGGAUCUAAGCAUAGCUUAGAGGUACCACAUAUUACAUCCUCUCUUCAUCCAGUCCAUCCCGACAUAAAGCUUCAGAAAUUGCCCUUUUAUGACGUGUUGGAUGAACUAAUAAAACCGACUAGUUUAGUUUCAGAUAAUAGCCAACGGUAUCAAGAAACUUGUUUUGCAUUUGCGUUGACACCACAACAAGUCCAGCAGAUUAGCAGCUCAAUGGACAUCUCUGCAACGAAGUGUGAUUUCAUGGUCCAGGUCCAGUUAAGGUUUUCUUUAUCAGAAACUAGCUGUUCACAAGAAGAUAAUUUUCCACCUAAUGUAUCUGUAAAAGUGAAUGGAAAGCCAUGUAGUCUUCCUGGCUAUCUUCCACCUAUGAAAAAUGGAGUUGAACCAAAGCGACCAAGCCGUCCUGUUAAUAUUACCUCAUUGGUCCGAUUAUCAACAACAGUACCAAAUACAAUUGUUGUUUCGUGGACAUCUGAAAUUGGAAGGAAUUAUGCUUUGGCAGUCUAUCUUGUGAAGCAGUUGUCAUCUGCUGUUUUGCUACAGAGGCUACGAGCAAGAGGAAUUCGAAAUCCUGAUCAUUCUAGAGCAUUAAUAAAAGAAAAGUUAACAGCAGAUCCAGACAGUGAAGUUGCUACAACCAGUUUAAGAGUUUCACUUUUAUGUCCGCUGGGCAAGAUGCGAUUAUCUGUCCCAUGUCGUGCAAUAACAUGUACACAUUUGCAGUGUUUUGAUGCAACACUGUAUAUCCAGAUGAACGAAAAGAAGCCAACGUGGAUAUGUCCCGUGUGUGAUAAGAAAGCCCCAUAUGAACAUCUCAUUAUUGAUGGAUUGUUUAUGGAAAUCCUCAACUGUUGCACAGAUUGUGAUGAAAUACAGUUUAAGGAAGAUGGGUCCUGGUCUCCAAUGAGAUUGAAAAAAGAGGUACAGGAGGUAUCCACGUCAAAUGGAGUGGAUGGUAGCUGCAUAACUGCCUCUUCUGAACAUCACAUAUCUAGCCUGCAUUCAGACAAAUCUAAAAAAGUUGAACUCAUUGAUUUGACACUGGAGAGCUCAUCUGAUGAUGAUGAAGAACCUUCUGCAAAGCGCAGCUGUCCUUCUGUAUCCCCCGCAUCACCCUCAGUAAACAGCAAAACGGUACUGAAUCUGCAUCACCAGCCAUCCUCAGGUACAAGAACUCCCAGCAUACCAGCAAUAGACACAAACUACAUCAGCCCACCACUGAUCCAAGACUACAGGACUCCAUUCCAUUUGCCAGCAAUGCCAUAUGACUUACAGGGAAUAGACUUCUUUUCUUUCUUCCAAGGUGAUAAUCAGCAUUACAAUACAUCCCUUCUUGCUGCAGCAGCAGCGGCUGCAUCUGCAACAGAAGAUCAAGACCUUCUUCACUCUUCCCGUUUCUUUCCAUACAGUUCUUCUCAAAUGUUCUUAGAUCAGCUGAAUACAACAGGGAACAGUAAUACUCUUACACCACCCAGUAGUGGCAAUAGUGGCAGCAACAACAACAGUGCUUCUUCCUCCAACAGCUUAAGAGAAAAUCAUUCACACACAGUCACAAACCGAAGUAAUACAGACACUGCAUCAAUGUUCAGCACCAUAUCAGAUGUAAUUUCAUUGGACUGAUUUUCAGGGUAAAUGGACUUGCUGGUACAAAGCAGAGCAUUUUGUGCACAGUUUUAUCUUAUUCGGUUUUAAAGAUUAUAGAGGAUCUUUUUUUAAAAAAAAAAUCACAUGUACAGAGAACAGAAGUAUAUUUUCAGUUGUACUUUUGUAUAUAAACUAAAGACUGCUGGUUUGUUAAAUGAACUUCAGUUAUUUUUUGUGAAAACUGAAGAUUUUGCAUCACCACCACCAUGUGUCCUGUAAAAUUUAUGACUUGACUGAACGCAGAUGGCAUUAUUUUUCUCACAAAAACAUAUGUGGAUUAGGAUUUUUUUUUUUUGGUUUUGUUUUGUUUUGUAAUUGUAGCAGUCUUUCUUUAUAGGAUGAAUAUAGUUGUCAUUGGUGAAUGACAUUAGCCAUUUUGUCAGAUUAUUUUAUCCUUAAGUUAUAUAUAUCUAUAAAUAUAUUUAUGUAUAUAAUUAUAUAUUGUACCUGUCUUUCCUGGACUGUUCUUUAGUGUUCUCCCCUGCAGGAAGUCAGUUUGGGGAGUGCAUUAAAAUGCUAUUGCUGGUUUACUUUGUCAUACAGUUUGAUGACACAUGAAUACCGGUCCUGUUUAUGACAUAUAAAUGCUAAAACUUUAUUUCUAUUUAACAAGCCAACUACUGACAAGUCUGGUAAUAUGUAUUAGCAGAAAGUUGUAUAUGAUAGUGUACAACUUAUUUUUGAUACUUAUUCUGUAUUGGGUUACGUUACAAUGUAGCUGUUCUGAAUAAGUAUAAUAAUUUUAACUGUUUUUUUUCUUAAAAUAUAGCUGCAUCCCUGGAUACCUAUGUAAUUACAUUAAGGUAACCAAAAUGCCAUGCACACCACACUUUUAGAUAAUCUAGCUGAGUGGAUUAUAAAUCUACUUUCAGUUCUUUGCAUCAUUUUCUUCUGAGAAGGCCAGUCACAUGAAUGAUGAGAUAUGUUCCAUAGUUCCUUCCCCUUGUGCUUUAGAUCCUGUUUAAUACUUUGGUAUUUAAGACUGACUCCAUAAGCAUUUUUAAAUACAUGUUGACUUCUUCAAGCGGUGUUUUUCUUUUUGUCCUGAGACCCCCUUCUGAAUUUAUUGGUUAAUUUUUUUCCACUGGUUUUAAACCUAAGUAUAACAUAUCUCAUAUUUCAUUGAGGAAGUGUUUAAUUUAAAAAAAAGGUAAAGUAGUUAACAAAAUACUUAACAGCUCCAUUGCUACCACUGCAUCCCCAACAGAGAAAGUAUUCUCAAAGCUUUAAAUCCAUUUUGCUGUUUUGGAAACUAUAGAAUAAAACUUGAUUUCUGUUAUCA